This is a messenger RNA of Hydatigera taeniaeformis, 537 nucleotides long. Lineage: Eukaryota; Metazoa; Platyhelminthes; Cestoda; Cyclophyllidea; Taeniidae. The record is from the annotation of a GenBank genome assembly.
AUGGGAGAGGUGGUUGUGAGAUUUCCGCCAGAGGCUAGUGGUUUCAUGCAUAUCGGACAUGCUAAAGCUGCUCUCCUAAACUAUCAUUACAAGGAGACUUUUGAUGGAAAAUUAAUACUUCGUUUUGAUGAUACGAAUCCCGAGAAGGAGAGUGCGGUUUUUGAGGAAGCAAUUUUAGCUGAUUUGCCUCGUCUGGGAGUUAAGUGGGAUUCUCUCAGCUACACUUCCAAUUACUUCGAUCGCAUGAUUGAGCUCUGCACCAAGCUGAUUAGCGACGGUAAGGCCUAUGCUGACGACACUGAUUUGGAGACUAUGAGGAAACAACGCGAAGCCAGGCAGGAGUCUGCCUGCCGCAAUAACUCUGUUGAAAGGAAUUUGGCGAUGUGGAAAUCCAUGCAAGAAGGAACGGAGCAAGGGCUCAAGACCUGUAUUCGUGCGAAAAUCGAUAUGUCUUCGGACAAUGGAGCUAUGCGAGAUCCCACUAUCUAUCGAUGCAAGCUGGAACCUCAUAUUCGCACUGGCACCAAGUAUAAGUAA